CAUCUACUGUUACCGAAUUUCUCCCUUCCAAAUUUCUCCCUUCCAAGUUAGCGCUUUUGCUCUCUCUUCUCCUCUCUUAAACAUGAGCUACGGCGGCGGCUACAGCGGUGGAUAUGGCGGCGGUUUCCAUGGUGGAGGUGGCUGGGGGGACGACAAGAUGGGCGGUGUUGGCAGCGGCCUACGAGCUAUUGACUGGAACCAGUACAAGCUGGAACGAUUCGAGAAAAACUUCUACGUUGAGGAUAAGCGCGUUUCAGCACGCAGCGACCGUGAGAUCGAAGAUUUCAGGAGAAUCAAGGAAAUGAAGGUGCAAGGUCGAGACGUGCCGCGGCCAGUGUCUUCCUUUGACGAGGUUGGAUUCCCGGAGUAUCUUAUGUCUACUAUCCGUGCCCAAGGCUUUGCUGCUCCGACUCCAAUCCAGUGCCAGGCUUGGCCGAUGGCUCUUAGUGGCCACGACGUUGUCGCUAUCUCCCAAACCGGAAGUGGAAAGACGAUUGCCUUCGCUCUCCCCGCUAUGUUGCACAUCAACGCUCAACCGCUUCUCGCGCCUGGAGACGGUCCAAUCGCUCUGAUCCUUGCGCCGACUCGUGAGCUUGCAGUUCAAAUUCAGCAGGAAUGCACCAAGUUUGGCUCGAACUCUCGUAUUCGUAAUACUGCCAUCUACGGCGGUGCUCCCAAGGGUCCUCAGAUUCGUGACCUGCAGCGUGGUGUUGAGAUUGUCAUCGCAACCCCAGGUCGUCUCAUUGAUAUGCUCGAGUCGGGCAAGACGAACCUCCGUCGCAUCACCUACCUCGUCAUGGAUGAAGCUGAUCGCAUGCUUGACAUGGGUUUCGAGCCCCAGAUCCGUAAAAUUGUCAGCCAAAUUCGGCCUGACCGUCAGACUCUGAUGUUCAGUGCUACCUGGCCCAAGGAUGUACAAAAGCUGGCCAAUGAUUUCUUGAAAGAUUUCAUCCAGGUCAACAUCGGUUCCACAGAACUUACUGCCAACCAUAAUAUCCAGCAGAUUAUCGAAGUCUGCAGCGACUUUGAAAAGAGGUCCAAGCUCAUCAAGCACCUCGACCAGAUCAGCCAAGAGAAUGCAAAGGUCUUGAUCUUUGUUGGUACAAAGCGAGUCGCGGACGACAUCACCAAAUACCUCCGUCAAGAUGGCUGGCCGGCGCUCGCCAUUCACGGCGACAAGGAACAGCGCGAGCGUGAUUGGGUCUUGAGUGAAUUCAAGGCUGGGCGUUCUCCAAUCUUGAUUGCUACUGAUGUGGCUUCGCGUGGUCUCGACGUUAAGGAUGUUGGUUAUGUCGUCAAUUAUGAUUUCCCCAACAACUGUGAAGACUAUAUCCAUCGCAUUGGUCGUACGGGACGUGCUGGCAUGAAGGGCACUUCGUAUACAUACUUCACUACUGACAAUGCGAAGUCCGCUCGGGAACUCAUUGGCAUUCUGCGUGAGGCUAAGGCGAACGUUCCUACACAACUAGAGGAAAUGGCCAUGUACAGCGGAGGUGGUGGCAGGAGCCGUUACGGUGGGGGCGGUCGUGGUCGUGGUGGAGGUGGUGGACGUUAUGGUGGACAGCAGGAUAAUGGCUACGGCAACAGGAACGACCGCUGGUGAUCGCAUAGCCUUCAAACCCAUCACAUAUGGUCCCGUCCCCAGGCUCCGAUCGUUUUUCGUUCGCCCUUUCCCUUAGAGCUCGGCAUUUUCUUGUGCCUGUAAUUCAUGUUAUACUUGCAUUCUGAUGACUUAGACCUUCAUGUAAUGUUGUUGGACUGUAUAUCAUCCUAGUCAUAUUUGCGCCCAGUG
This is a messenger RNA of Phanerochaete carnosa HHB-10118-sp, 1792 nucleotides long. RefSeq lists its product as uncharacterized. Gene Ontology annotation, cellular component: cytoplasm; ribonucleoprotein complex; nucleus. The record is from RefSeq and is a predicted model, not a curated record. Lineage: Eukaryota; Fungi; Basidiomycota; Agaricomycetes; Polyporales; Phanerochaetaceae. Gene Ontology annotation, molecular function: RNA binding; ATP binding; RNA helicase activity. The transcript has 10 exons. Gene Ontology annotation, biological process: rRNA processing. The coding region runs from base 83 to 1603 and encodes 506 amino acids.